GCCGCGUCUCGGUGGCGCGGGCGGUUGCUAGGCGGAGCGGGGCCUAGGCCGCGGCGGGGUGGGCGCCGCCAUGGCGGCCUCGGGGCCGGGCCCGGGUUCGGGCUGCGGCGCGGCGGGGCCGGCGGAGGGGCCGUGCGUGCUGUGCUGCGGGGAGCUCGACGCGGUGGCGCUGGGCCGCUGCGACCACCCCAUCUGCUACCGCUGCUCCGUGCGGAUGCGGGCGCUGUGCGGCGUGCGGUACUGCGCCGUGUGCCGCGAGGAGCUGCGCCAGGUCGUCUUCGGACGGAAGCUUACGUCCUUCUCAACAAUAGCACUUAACCAGCUGCAGCAUGAGAAGAAAUAUGACAUUUAUUUUAUGGAUGCAGAGGUUUAUGCGCUGUACAGGAAGUUGCUGCAGCAUGAAUGCUUUUUGUGUCCGGAUCUGAAGCCAUUCAACACGUUUGCAGAUCUGGAACAGCACAUGAGAAAGCAGCAUGAACUCUUCUGUUGCAAGCUCUGUGUUAAACACUUAAAGAUUUUUACGUACGAACGGAAAUGGUAUACUCGUAAGGACCUUGCUCGCCAUCGAAUCCAUGGAGAUCCAGAUGACACCUCUCAUCGUGGGCAUCCCCUGUGUAAAUUCUGUGACGAGCGUUAUUUGGAUAAUGAUGAGUUACUGAAACAUCUAAGACGAGAUCAUUAUUUUUGUCACUUCUGUGACUCUGAUGGUGCUCAGGAAUACUACAGUGAUUAUGAAUACCUUCGUGAACACUUCCGUGAAAAGCACUUCCUUUGCGAAGAGGGACGGUGCAGUACAGAACAGUUUACCCACGCUUUCCGCACAGAAAUAGAUUAUAAAGCGCACAAAACAGCCUGCCACAGCAAGAACAGGGCCGAGGCCAGGCAGAACCGGCAGAUAGACCUUCAGUUUACCUAUGCUCCUAGGCACCAGAGGAGAACGGAAGGUGUUAUAGGUGGAGAGGACUAUGAGGAAGUUGACAGGUACAACAGGCAAGGAAGGUCAGGCAGAUUGGGUGGCCGAGGAAGUCAGCAAAACAGAAGAGGCAGCUGGAGGUAUAAGAGAUCUCUGUGUGGCCAGACUGAAUGCUUUGGAAAAAGAAGAGGGGAAGAAGAAGACAGAGACGUUGCAGCGGCAGUCAGGGCAUCUGUAGCAGCAAAACGUCAGGAAGAAAAAAAAACGGGUGAAGACAAAGAGGACAGCAGCAGUAGAGGUAAAAAGGAGGACCUGAGGGAUUCAGAAGUAUCCAGCUCCAAACGCGUUACGAAGUCUUCAAAUGAAACUCCAGAAGCAGCUGCUAAUGGUGCUUUAAGCCAAGAUGACUUUCCAGCAAUUGGUUCAGCAAUGGGACCUCUACAAGGCUCUGCCCAGCUAGCGGCAGUUAAGCUUAAAGAAGAAGAUUUCCCAAGCUUGUCAUCCUCUGCUGCACCUGCAAUCUCUUCUGGGAUGUCUUUGACAUAUACAGCGACUGCAAAGAAAACAGCUUUUCAAGAGGAGGAUUUUCCAGCUCUGGUGUCCAAAAUGAGGCCUAACAAUAAAACGAUAACUAACAUCACAUCUGCAUGGAACAAUGGUUCCAGUAAAAACGUGGUCAAAGCCAUUAGCAGCCCGUGUGUAAAUCAGAUGGCCAAGAAAACAUCCUCCUUGAAUAGCACUAAAGGAAGUAAGAAGAGCAAUAAACUCUGUCAGUCGGAUGAUGAAGACAAUGGUAGUGGCUUGACAACCCAGGAGAUCAGAAACACACCAACAAUGUUUGAUGUCUCAUCCUUGCUGGCAGCUUCUACCUCACAAACUUUUACAAAAGUGAGCAAGAAAAAGAGGAUGGGGGUUGAGAAGCAGAGACCAUCAUCCCCACACCUGUUACAGGAGACGGCGUUUCCCAAAUCAUCCGUUGAAAAGCUGCCAGAGGCAGAGCAGACACCAAACGCAUCCUCUGCUCUUCACGCCCCUGACAGAUCCACAACUGUCAUGAAUGGUCAUUCGGAAAAAUCGUUAGCAAUCUGUAGUACACCCAAAGAGCCCCCUGGCCUUAAAAAGCCCACAGUGACUAACCAAUGCCCUUUACCUCAGGAAGACUUCCCAGCACUUGGGAGCUCAGGAUCAGCUCGAAUGCCGCCACCACCAGGCUUUAACACUGUGGUGCUACUAAAGAGUCCUCCUCCGCCUCCAGGACUGUCCGUGCCUGUUAGUAAACCGCCUCCAGGUUUUGCUGUUAUUCCAGCCACCAAUAUCUCUGAACCUGUCACUACAUCUUUGAAAGAGCCAAAAUCUUGCCAUGGGUCAUACUUGAUACCUGAGAACUUUCAGCAAAGGAACAUCCAGCUAAUACAGUCCAUUAAAGAAUUUCUCCAAAGCGAUGAGUCCAAGUUCAAUAAAUUUAAAACUCAUUCUGGGCAAUUCAGACAGGGGCUGAUUUCUGCAGCACAGUAUUACAAAAGUUGCCGAGAACUCCUUGGGGAUAAUUUCAAGAAAAUUUUUAAUGAGUUGUUGGUGUUGUUGCCGGACACGGUUAAGCAACAAGAACUGCUUUCUGCUCACAAUGAUUUCAGAAUCAAAGAAAAGCAAAGUUCAAACAAACCCAAAAAGAACAAAAAGCACGUUUGGCAAACGGACUCCAACUCUGAUCUUGACUGCUGCAUCUGCCCAACAUGUAAGCAAGUACUAACUCAGCAGGACAUUGUCACCCAUAAAGCUUUGCAUAUUGAGGAUGAGGAGUUCCCUUCCUUACAAGCAAUCAGUAGAAUCAUAAGUUAGCUUUCCGAAGACCAAUAAAAGUUUGUCUAUGAAUAUGCACUUUUUGGAAUGAGGUUUGACAGUGUAGUGUGGCUGAGAGCCACUGCCAGCUGAGUACUCAUACGCAGGUAACUGUUAGAGAGCCCUCUCAGUGCUGUUCAUAAAUAAUGUGCAAAGGGAUCACUGGACUGCACCGUAGCUAAUCAACAUCCAAAGUCUGAGCUUCCAAAAUGCCUGAGUAGAAUUAGGGCAAAAUCGCAGGGUGGGCAGGUGGGGGCCACCUUUCUCCUGUAACGCAAUAGCUGAGAAAAUACUUUCUGAUCUGAUGACUGACAGGGGACACAAUAGUGGAAUAUGCAUCUGGUUUGGGUUUUUUCUUUCUCUUUUUGGGGGGCGGGGGGAGAUUUUGAAUCACUGAAAUGAAUGGAAGCAGCAGUGGCUUCCCUUAUAUUCUGAUUUGUGUGCUGUUUCUGUGACCACGGAAAUCAAAGUAGUCAGGGGUGCAAAGAUGCUGAAAAGGAAAAGAUUCUACUCACCAAUGAAUGAGACCGUUUCAGUUGUGUGUCUAUAAAUAUUGGGCUGCAGCAAAGAAUAAUCCUGUCUGAAAACGGAGUUAAUUCUACUACUUGAAGAAUUGGACUGAUCGGUGUGAUUAGUUGAACCUGAGGUUUGAAGUUGCCUCUGACCUUUUAUGUAACAUGUUCUUUAAAGAAACUUAUUUUGUAGCACUGCAUGUAGAAUCAUGUUAAAGCUUUACUUCCUGUAAAGCACACUUCACAGUAAUUUUAUUUAAUGACUGCCAUGUUUCUAAUUUCUUGGAUGUAUUAAUGGUGGUAGUUCCAAGCAACAGCGUAUUGGGACAUUAAAUGCUGCUGAUCACUGACCAUGUUUAUCUGCAGUGCCUUUAAGUGCAUUUAUCUGUUUACAGUGGUCUACGCUAACAAGGAUAAUUUGUUCAGACUGUAUGGAGUGUUUACAUCCUGUACCUCCCUUGGUGAUAUCGCUCUGCAGUAGCUUUGCUUAUGUUGCUUGCCAUCUAUGAACUCCACCUCUAGGAAGUGGGAGUUGAGUCUGUUCAUCGUUUGAAGCGACUCCUCCAGCAGCAGCUCUGAUGCAAUGGAGUGACGAGACCUCCCUGCAGUGCACUUUCAUGGCUAUAAUUAAGUGUCUGAUUCUUGCCCAUCCUUGCAGACCAGGUUUAGUUAUUUUAACAUGUUGAAGUUAAUUUAUAUAAUUUUUAAGUGACAAAAUACUGCUUUUAUAUAAGCAUUUAUAUGAACAUGAGCUCAGACUAUUACUAAAGAGCUAGUCCUGGCUACAGAAAUUUUUUCUUGCCUUAUACUUUUUAUUUUUUGCUUGCUGUCAGGCUGCAAAGUGCUUUUGGUUUCUUUUCCAAAUAAUUAAGGCUGUUUUGAAUACCUGAGCGUGUUGUAUUCAGCACAGGGGACAGACUGCAUGCCCUGAAACGGGGAGGGGAGGAUCGUUUGGCUGCAUGGCUGUUUAUAAAAUGCAUGAAUAUAUUGCAAGUAGUAAUGCUUCCAUGUUCCUGCUUCGAGUCGGGUUCCUCUCGAGCGGAGCCGGGCCUGAUGCCCGUGACACUACCACGAACCACGACAGACCCGACUGUGCUGGCACUUGGGCGCUUCACUUUUGAUGCCAGCUGCCCGUGCCGCGUCCAGUCAGCAAUGGAUCUACAGCGUCAACUCUCUUUUUUUUUUUUCCCCUGUAUGUUCCUUUGGUCUGUAAAGUUCAGAGGAAACGAAAUGCGUAUACUCUCCAGGAGUUUCUUAUGUCUUCCCUUUAUUUUCAGUUAAUUUCUUCUGUGUUAGCAGAUCCGUAGUUCCCGCCUGGCAGGUUGAGAACUCCAAGUGCUGCUGUAAGCUUCCUCGAGGCGAUUGAUCUCUUUGGCCUGAUGAUGCAGUUCCCUUGUUCCCUGUGCUCACCUGGUUAAAUAAAGUGUUACCAAAUUUUU
Cygnus olor (mute swan) is the source of this 4703-nucleotide messenger RNA. RefSeq names its product zinc finger protein 598, E3 ubiquitin ligase (gene ZNF598). Gene Ontology annotation, molecular function: ubiquitin protein ligase activity; ribosome binding. Gene Ontology annotation, biological process: rescue of stalled cytosolic ribosome; protein ubiquitination. The record is from RefSeq and is a predicted model, not a curated record. NCBI's taxonomy places the organism in Eukaryota, Metazoa, Chordata, Aves, Anseriformes, Anatidae.